AUGUUUGCUCAGCUCAAGCUGUUGCUCAGGUCGACUGUUAGCUCAGCUCAGGCUGUUGCUCAGGUCGGUCUGUUAGCUCAGCUCGGGCCGUUAGCUGAGGUCGGGCUGUUCCGAGGCAGCUUAGCCGAAUCCUGCAAGGAUAUUCUCACCUUGGAGCCCCGACUCGCCUGCGGGGAAAUCGGUGAACUAUUUUAUCUUCUAACCUGCGUGAUUGCUAUACUAGCAUAUAUCUCUGGAUAUGUCUGUUUUUGUAUUUUUGUUAAAAUUCAUCGUUUUACUAUAAUUUUGGAUCUUGCUUCUGAACUUGAUGAUUUGACCCAACCAUUGUUUAAGAUUUUCAACCAAGACCGGCGUCUGCUGCCAGGUCCUUUUACUACCCACUUUGCUUUGUAUGAUUAG
Molecule: messenger RNA, 399 nt
Organism: Pieris macdunnoughi
Lineage: Eukaryota; Metazoa; Arthropoda; Insecta; Lepidoptera; Pieridae
Source: the annotation of a GenBank genome assembly